AUGACCCGUCAAUCUUCUUCUUCCUCGUCCCCCGAUGAGCAUCGUCGUUUGCGAUCUACCCUGAAGGAAAAGAAAAGAAAUAUUGAGAUCAAUGAUGCUUUUGAAAAGCUUCAAAGGCAGCUACCUCAUGUGCCAACCUCAACUCGCUUACCUAAAAUCAAGACCUUGCGAUUGGCUUUGAAGUAUAUCGAACAUCUUAACACCAUACUAAGCGGAGAUAAACAGAUUAUGUCCGACUAUAUGGCGGCUCCACGACCUUUGUGCAUCGAGGACUUUGCUGCUGUUGCGAUGCAAGAGAUGCAGGUGAGCUCGUACCUGCUGUUAAGUUGCUCUACAACUGCGACGGGUAUUAGAUCAGCAUGA
This is a messenger RNA of Strongylus vulgaris, 363 nucleotides long. The record is from the annotation of a GenBank genome assembly. NCBI's taxonomy places the organism in Eukaryota, Metazoa, Nematoda, Chromadorea, Rhabditida, Strongylidae.